Molecule: messenger RNA, 1728 nt
Organism: Coniosporium apollinis CBS 100218
Lineage: Eukaryota; Fungi; Ascomycota; Dothideomycetes
Exons: 2
Coding region: 1-1728 (575 amino acids)
Biological process (GO): lactate catabolic process
Cellular component (GO): mitochondrion
Molecular function (GO): D-lactate dehydrogenase (cytochrome) activity; FAD binding; D-lactate dehydrogenase (NAD+) activity
Source: RefSeq, a predicted model, not a curated record
AUGGCUUCUGUGCCUCGCCCAAUGCGGCUGCCUCCUGGCAUGUCUCUCGACCAGUUCUCCAGGUUCGUUACCAGAGCCCAUGAUAUCUGCGGCGCAGAAAAUGUUCGCAUAAUUGAAAAGUCGGACCCUCUCCACGACGGCUCAUAUAUGGACCCAUGCAAAGGCCACGACAUGCACGCGGUACUCGAGAAGGACUACUUCGUCGCCUCGGCCGUAAUCUUCCCCCGCGAAGUGCCGGAAGUGCAAGCGCUUAUGCGACUGUGCAACGAGUUCGAGGUGCCGGUAUGGCCGUACUCGAUCGGUAGGAACACGGGAUACGGCGGUGCGGCACCUCGAGUGCCGGGCAGUAUUGCCAUGGAUCUGGGGGUGCAUAUGAACAAGAUUCUCGAUGUCAACGUCGACGACGCAACUGCGCUAGUGGAGCCAGGUGUCACCUUUAUGGGAUUACAUCAGUACCUGGAGAAGCACAAGCUCCGCGAUCGUGUGUGGCUAGAUGUUCCUGAUCUGGGAGGAGGCUCCAUCAUCGGUAACGCGGUAGAGCGUGGUGUUGGCUACACACCGUACGGGGAUCAUUGGAUGAUGCACUGCGGGCUAGAAGUUGUCCUGCCCAGCGGAGAGCUCAUCAGGACUGGUAUGGGGGCUAUGCCGGACUCAGAUGACCCAUCGAUACAGCGAAUGAGACCAGACCAACAACCGCCCAACCGAGCAUGGCAGUUGUUCAACUAUGGCUUCGGCCCCUACAAUGACGGCAUCUUCACCCAAAGCAGCCUCGGAAUCGUGGUAAAGAUGGGGAUAUGGCUGAUGCCCAACCCUGGAGGAUACCAAGCGUACAUGAUCACCCUCCCAAGCGACGCCGCCCUCUCCGCAGCGCUCGACCUCACCAAGCCCCUCCGCGUGGGCAUGGUUCUCCAGAAUGUCCCGACUUUCCGGCACAUCCUCCUUGACGCCGCAGUCUACGGCCCCAAAUCUACCUACUCCGACUCCGACAAACCACUUACGGAAGACGACCUCGACGCCAUCGCCAAAAAGCUUGACCUUGGUCGCUGGAACUUCUACGGCGCCGUCUACGGCCCUGAACCCGUACGCAGUGUCCUUCUGAGCGUCAUAAAGGAUUCAUACCUUAGCAUACCUGGAACGAGAUUCUAUCUGCCCGAGGACAGGAACGAGCCCCGCAGCGUCCUCAAGACCCGUUCCAACACCCUCCAAGGCAUCCCCUCCCUCGAUGAACUGAGAUGGGUCGACUGGCUCCCCAACGGCGCCCACCUCUUCUUUUCACCCAUCGCCAAGAUCUCCGGCGCGGACGCAAUGGCGCAGUAUGAUAUCACGGCCGCACGCUGCCGCGAAGCGGGACUCGACUUUAUUGGCACCUUUGUUGUCGGCAUGAGAGAGAUGCACCACAUCGUCUGCAUCGUGUUUAACCGCGAAGACCCGAGUUCGAGGAAGAGAGCGCACUGGCUGAUCAGGACACUGGUGGACGAUUGUGCGAAGAGGGGGUGGGGAGAGUAUAGGACGCACCUGGCACUCAUGGAUCAGAUUGCGGGAACCUACAAUUUCAAUGACAACGCGCAGAUGAAGCUCAAUGAGACUAUCAAGAAUGCGCUUGACCCGAAGGGCGUUCUGGCGCCGGGGAAGAAUGGAAUUUGGCCAAAGAGCUACAACAAGGCUGACUGGGCUAUUAGUGUUGAUGGGGAGGUCAAGGGGGCGAAAGGCAACGAGUCGAAGCUGUAA